This is a messenger RNA of Dipodomys spectabilis (banner-tailed kangaroo rat), 2344 nucleotides long. It is a transcript of the gene Stx17, whose product is annotated as syntaxin 17. The coding region runs from base 104 to 1012 and encodes 302 amino acids. Gene Ontology annotation, molecular function: SNARE binding; SNAP receptor activity. Gene Ontology annotation, cellular component: autophagosome membrane; plasma membrane; SNARE complex. The record is from RefSeq and is a predicted model, not a curated record. Gene Ontology annotation, biological process: vesicle fusion; intracellular protein transport; exocytosis. The transcript has 8 exons. NCBI's taxonomy places the organism in Eukaryota, Metazoa, Chordata, Mammalia, Rodentia, Heteromyidae.
GGGAAGCGGGGCAGCGGAUCGGAAGUGUGGACGGCCCGGGGCCCCUCCCGUUUCGGUGUUUUUCUGUGUGAGUGGAGAAGUGGUAGUGACAACAUUUUUUAGGAUGUCUGAAGAUGAAGAAAAGGUGAAGUUACGCCGUCUUGAGCCAGCUAUCCAGAAAUUCACUAAGAUAGUCAUCCCAACAGACUUGGAGAGGUUAAGAAAGCACCAGAUAAAUAUUGAGAAGUAUCAACGAUGCAGGGUUUGGGACAAGUUGCAUGAAGAGCAUAUCAAUGCAGGACGUACAGUUCAGCAACUUCGCUCCAAUAUCCGAGAAAUGGAGAAGCUUUGUUUGAAAGUCCGAAAGGAUGACCUAGUGCUCCUGAAAAGAAUGAUAGAUCCUGUUAAAGAAGAAGCAUCAGCAGCAACAGCAGAGUUUCUCCAGCUCCACUUGGAAUCUGUCGAAGAACUUAAGAAACAGUUUAAUGAUGAAGCAACUCUAUUACAGCCUUCGUUAACCAGAUCCAUGACUGUUGGUGGAACAUUUCACAAUUCUGAAGCUGAAGAGAGUUCCCAGAGUUUGACUCAGAUAUAUGCUUUGCCUGAAAUCCCUCCAGAUCAAAAUGCUGCAGAAUCAUGGGAAACUCUGGAAGCGGACUUAAUUGAACUUAGCCAACUGGUCACGGACUUCUCUCUCCUAGUAAAUUCCCAGCAGGAGAAGAUUGACAGCAUCACCGACCAUGUCAACAGUGCUGCUGUGAAUGUUGAAGAGGGAACCAAAAACUUGGGGAAGGCUGCAAAAUACAAGCUGGCAGCCCUGCCUGUGGCAGGUGCGCUCAUCGGAGGCGUGGUGGGGGGUCCCAUUGGCCUCCUCGCGGGCUUCAAAGUGGCAGGAAUUGCAGCUGCACUUGGUGGUGGGGUGCUGGGUUUCACAGGUGGGAAAUUGAUACAGAGGAGAAAGCAGAAAAUGAUGGAGAAGCUCACUUCCAGCUGUCCGGACCUCCCCAGCCAAACUGACAAAAAGUGCAGCUAAAAGCCAACUUCAGUCCCGGUUGGUGCCAACGGAUCUGUAUAUCCUAGCAAGCACCCUGCUGCUGUUGGACACUCCCUCAGCUUUGGGCACCGUGUGUCCAGACAGUAGCGCUAGAUGCCCAGGUGGUGUGGGCCCAGGAUAGAUAGGAUGGAGGAGUUAGAGAUGGAGGAGCCCGAGCUGACGGUGUGAAAUGUCUGUCAGGUCAAGCUUAAAGACUUCCAAAGAACAAAUUUUCUGCCUGGAAAUGUGAAAACAGAACCUCUAACUAAGGACUUAAGAUGUGUAGAAGUGAGUUGGAGAUCUUCCCGCCAUGUAUCUGUAGAUAAUGUAGCUGGUCGGUGGAGGAAAGGAUGGGAGCCACUCUAUCAGGUAGGGAAGUGCGACCCAGCAAGAGGCACAGGACAGCCUUGUGGCAGCCACUUGGUGAAGCCAAUUGCAUUUGGUCCAACUCUGUUUUCUGGUGAAGGAAACUAAUAGCAUAAGGAAGUGGCAAAGGAGGCUGGCUUCUCUUUUCAUGUGUCCAUCUCCAACACUGACUGGCUUCUUUUCUGAAUUCUUUCUUGGCCUUCUAUAAAUAAAGAGCACAGAACUCCAGGGUAGGAGAUGCACGAGUCAGUCAGCAAGUUCACCGCCAGCCUUCUUCGCUGCACCUCAAAGCCCCCAUACCCCCUCACCUUCUCUCCUUUGAUUUUUGAGCUGCUCUUUGUCUUGUGGGGUGCGACGAUCACCCAGGUGUGAUGAGUACUUUUCUCAUAAUCUGCCAUUUUGUAUUGUUUGCCAUCACUGUUUAGCCUUCCAGGAAGGAAGGAAGGAAGGAAGAGGAAAUUUCCAAAUAUAUCCAACAUUGUUAGAAUUGAAAAGGAUGGGGGCAAGGUGAGGCCAAAUCCUGGGGUACUUGCUGGUUUCCAGGGGUUGGUUCAGUAUCUGCCUCCCAGGGGCCUCUGACUCUCAGUCUUCUCUUCUUAGCUGGUCUUGGGGAGCCCAGAACUAGCUUUCUACCUCACUGCAGUUACUGCCAUGCUUCCCCUGCUGUUAGCUCUUUGCACACAUUCCUUGCUUUCCACAGCCGCCCUCCCUCCCUAACGUCGGCACCAUGCUUACCUUUCUCACACCGUAAACAAAGGCCAGCCAAGACUCAGACCCAAUAAAGGACUUGUGGUGCUAAUCCAACACGUGACAUUUUGACAGCAAACAAGGUCUAGUCCAACCUAUGACUGUUACAGACAACAAAAAGACUUUAACUUUUUGUGUGUGAAUCAGUCCUGGGACUUGAACUCAGGACCUGUGCACUGUGCUCAAGGCUAGCAGUCUACCAUCUGAGCCACAGCUCCA